UAUAGAGAGAGAGAGAGAGAGAGAGAGAGAGAAACCAUAUAAUCGGAUUAUGGAGCCAGAGUUUUGUCGCACACUCGUCAAUUUCUCGUUUAUCUUCAGGGUUUGUCCAACGCUUCCUCACUCAAUGUUGUUUGUUGGGAUAGUGCCGAUAACAGAAAAGUUUCUCCCGGGAAGAAGUUGCGACAGUUGGGAGUGGAACUGCAAGUACUUAUUCUAGAGAAAUAUCUGUGCACGAAUUUCUGAUUGUCUUCGGGUGUUGCUGCUGGAACACUAGAUUGGCAAUCGUAAACGGAUUUAUAAAAGGUAUACAUUAUGUUUAUUACAAAUGACGGUGAAUUAUUACAUGAGUACGAUUUGAGGAAUAACAGUGCAUAUGAGACUAAAUGCCUUUGACACAGAGGAUACGUCAAAGAACAUUUGAACCGAAGUUUGGAGUGUAAACGUUAUGAAGGGCUCGUAUCUAUGCUUUUAACCCGUAUAAAUGCAACCAACGGCAACCGGGAGGUGUCAGAUCCGCAUGACUUGAGGAUUUUAUCCUUCAGGGGUUAAAUGGUUCUGAUAACGGACAGUAGAGAUGGUGGAGGCUCAUCUCCAGGAAAAGUGAAACCAGUUAAACACUCUAAAAGUGUUGGCAACGUCGCCCAAAUAUAUCCCACUAUCGUGGAGGAAGCGCCUGAUCGCGCGGACGACGACGAUAAUUAUGAUGAAUAUCUCGGCUCGUGCGAGUCGAAUGAGGAUGAAGACUUCGAGGAGUUGGAGGACUUCUCAGAACUGCCGGAUACCCGGAGUAUCGUCUCAGAUGACUCCUUUUAUCCACCGAACGAUGACUUUGCAGACUCUGAGAGGACACCCUCACCGGAGUGCUCAGCGCCGCUGUCGUUUUAUCAAGCGUGUUGCAAUAACAACGCGCUAAUAGUUAAACUCAUGAUUAGACAAGGUGUAACGGAGGAGGAGGUUCACGACACGGACAAAAACAAGAGGACUGGACUAAUAGUGGCAUGUUACCAAGGGUACGUUGACGUGGUGAUUGCGCUCUCCCAGUGUCCUCACCUGGAUGUGAACUGGCAGGACAACGAGGGCAAUACAGCCCUCAUCACCGCCUCACAAGCAGGUCACAUCACAAUCUCUAACUACCUACUCAACUACUUUCCCGGGCUUGACAUUGAGAGGAGGAACUGCCAUGGUUUCACUGCUCUGAUGAAAGCUGCUAUGCAGGGUCGAGUGGAAUGUGUCAAAGUCCUGAUGCUGGCAGGAGCUGAUCUAGAGGCCAGAGACAAUGGAAGGAAGUUCACCGCACGAGAGUGGGCCAUCUUCACAAGCCGCUAUGAGACUGCCUUUGUCAUUAUGCGGUUGAUGCAGCAGCCAUGUCCUGAGCAGUUCUGCGACACCUAUCGGCCUGAGUGGCCCCUUCUACCUGCACUGGUGGCCAAAGCCCAGUCACCUAAAGGCUGCGUUCAGAGGAUUUCAGAGACACUACGCAACUUCUUUGACAUCAGUAACGUCACUGAAGCUUCAGAUGAUGGGGUUCUGGAUCACAUGGUGCGCAUGACAACUGCACUGAGGAGUCCGUUCGUUGGAACUGCAUGUCAGACCGUGUGUCCUGGCAGCCCGCCCUGCAUCGGAAAACGGCGUUAUGCUGUUCAGGAGAUACUAAAAAAGCAGCGAGCCGAGCACCUGAAAGUUCUUGGACCCGAGCGGCUUGAGAACAACAAACGUCUUUUCCAGAACUCUUGUGUCAUGCUGGUGCCCAAACCCAAAGAUCGACGAGCUAGUCUGCAGUCCCAGGCCUUCUCAGAUGGUUCCUCCUCCUCCUCCCUAACCCUCCGUAGGGGCAGUCUGCUCCCCUUACACUUGCUGAAGAGGAGCAGCAUAAGACCAGGUCUGGUGGUGCCCAAGGUGAGAAUUUCCAAGGCACCUAUGCCCACUUACGUGCCGGAGAAAGUGCGGCGGAAAAGCAGUUGUAUAGAAGGCCAGUUCCUCCAGAUUCCCAAGUGGAGAUAUAAAGAACUGAAGGAAGAGCGAAAGAAAGCAGAGGAGGCAGAGAGGAAAAGACUGGAGGCCAUAACAAAAAGAAAGCUCUCUACUGGCAAUAGGAAUUAACAGGGACUAUACUUGAAAUGCAAAUUUAUUUUAAUAUUUAUUGUUGUCAAAAAAGAUGACUGCUUUUUUUGUAAUGUUGAAUGUUUCUGUCCAAAGAUGAAGCUUUUUUAAAAUGGGGUAAAGCAAAUGGUUUGAAGUGAAUAGCUCUUAAAAACCUUUAAUCCCCAUGUAGGGGACUGAGCAUCAGCAGACUAGCCAGUCACAAAGCUCUAAGAUGAUCUAAAAUGGGUACACUACUAAAAUGCGAUAUUACUGUAUGUGUUUACAUCCUAUAAAAUAGGGUUGCUGAUGCCAACAUUGCAGACAGUGUGUGUUUAGAGGGUUGUUCAAGACUAACAUUUUCUCAGAUUUAUCAGUAGCAUCACAAAUGUAUUUUAAAGAUACAAAUAUACUGUACCUAAUUUUUUUAAACAAUUUUUAUGAACAUUGUAGAAGUUGGAUGGUGUUUUGAGAGUAGGAAUACCUGCAUUUGCACAAAUUUCAGAGACUAAUGAGAGAGCUACUGACAAUCACCAUAAACACUGAAAAAGAAAACAAAACAGAGGAAAUUUGAUCAAGAACACAGAGGAAUGGAUUUUGUUGGAUAUUUUGUAUCCAUAUAUUUCUAAUAGGUAUUUAUACAACUAAAGCACUCAAGCUCAUGACUUGGAUGUCUAUUCAGUCUGUUCUGAAACUCUAUUCUUCAAGAAAAGUAUAAUUCAUCUUUUACCCAGAUGUUGCUUUUGCUGUCACUAGAGAUGUACAGUACCAAUAUAAUUACUAAACACACA
Molecule: messenger RNA, 2870 nt
Organism: Xyrauchen texanus (razorback sucker)
Lineage: Eukaryota; Metazoa; Chordata; Actinopteri; Cypriniformes; Catostomidae
Product: ankyrin repeat domain-containing protein 33B-like
Exons: 4
Coding region: 550-2100 (516 amino acids)
Molecular function (GO): protein binding
Source: RefSeq, a predicted model, not a curated record